This is a messenger RNA of Aspergillus uvarum CBS 121591, 1824 nucleotides long. RefSeq names its product putative DNA helicase. The transcript has a single exon. Bases 168 to 1628 code for a protein of 486 amino acids. Lineage: Eukaryota; Fungi; Ascomycota; Eurotiomycetes; Eurotiales; Aspergillaceae. Gene Ontology annotation, molecular function: ATP hydrolysis activity; 5'-3' DNA helicase activity. The record is from RefSeq and is a predicted model, not a curated record.
AUGGUAUGGCUGACUGGCUGACUGGCUGACUGAUUUUAUGCGGGGGGUAGUGUGAAGCUGGCGAAUGAUGUUACGUUUCGAAGGUAAGGGCUUCUUCUUGAGAUAUCCUGCUUGGUUUGAGGGAAAUGAAAUCGCUGACUUGUUGACGGCGACGACGGUGAUGCAGGAUGAACCAGACGAUGGAUCGAAUGGCCAAAAUGCAGGAAUCCGAUCAUACUCACUUCAUGCGCGUCGCGUUCGGACAUACCACCCCCCUCACACCUGACUACGAUGUCUGCAAGGACAUGGAGCUUACCGAUCCUACGCUCAACGACUCCCAGAAAGAGGCGAUCCGGUUCGCGCUGGCGUCGCGCGAUAUCGCCCUCAUCCACGGUCCGCCGGGCACGGGAAAGACGCAUACCUUGAUCGAGUUGAUCGUGCAGUUGGUGCAGCGGAAACAGCGCGUCUUGGUCUGUGGACCCUCAAAUAUCUCGGUGGAUAACAUCGUCGAGCGACUGGUCCCCAAGAAGAUUCCCGUGGUGCGCAUCGGCCACCCCGCACGACUGCUGCCGGCGGUGCUGGAUCACUCGCUCGAAGUGUUGACGCAGACAUCCGAGGCGGCCGGGAUUGUGCGGGACGUGCGGCGCGAGAUCGACCAGAAACAGGCAAGCAUCCGAAAGACGCGGUCGGGACGGGAGCGGCGCGCCAUCUACGACGAUCUGAAGCAGCUACGGCGCGAGUACCGCGAGCGGGAAACGAAAUGCGUGGCGGAUCUGGUGCGGGAGAGUAGUGUCGUGCUGGCAACGUUGCAUGGGGCGGGCGGGCAUCAGUUGCGCGGGCAAAAGUUCGAUGUGGUCGUGAUCGACGAGGCCAGCCAGGCCCUGGAGCCCCAAUGCUGGAUCCCCCUGCUGCCGGCGUCCAAGGUCAUCCUGGCCGGCGACCACCUGCAGCUGCCGCCCACCGUUAAAUCGACGCGCGAGCAAACGAAAACCAGUAGUGCGGAGGCGGGGGUGGAGCUGUUGCCCGACGUCUCGUUGGAGACUACGCUGUUUGACCGGUUACUGGCCACACAUGGGCCGGGGAUCAAACGCAUGCUCACCACCCAGUAUCGUAUGCACGAAACUAUCAUGCAAUUCCCCUCGCAGGAGCUGUACGAGUCGAAAUUAAUAGCAGCUGAGGCCGUGCGGGCGCGCCGGUUGGCGGAUCUGCCGUAUGAAGUACAGGCGACAGACGAUACGAUAGCACCCCUGGUCUUCUGGGACACCCAGGGCGGAGACUUCCUGGAGACGGCGGAGGAAUCGGGGCUAGGUAAGUCAGAGAAGCUAUUGGGAGAAAGUAAGAGUAAUUCGAUGGAGGCAUUGGUGGUAGGGCAGCAUGUUGAUGCCCUGGUGGCCGCCGGGGUGCAGCCAAGCGAGAUUGCAGUAAUCACCCCGUACAACGGACAGCUAGCAGUAUUGUCGCAGAUGCUCCGCGAGAAAUAUCCCGACCUGGAAUUGGGCAGCGUCGACGGCUUCCAGGGGCGCGAAAAGGAGGCAGUAGUGGUCAGCCUGGUGCGCAGUAACGAGGCCCAUGAAGUUGGAUUUCUGGCCGAGAAGCGUCGGCUGAAUGGUAAGAUCAGUUCUAGAUUAAUCUGUGAAGGUCAGCACUGACUAGAGCGGAACAGUGGCCAUGACGCGGCCGAAGCGACACUUAUGCAUCUGCGGUGAUUCGGAGACGAUCAGCCAGUAAGUCAUUUGGGGGCGGUUGUUGGAAUUUUGCGUGAUUGCUGACGGACCCUAAUUGCAUUACAGUGGAAGUGGGUUUUUGAAGCGCUGGAUGGAGUUUCUAGAAGAACAUGCUGAUCUG